Molecule: messenger RNA, 5087 nt
Organism: Schistocerca gregaria
Lineage: Eukaryota; Metazoa; Arthropoda; Insecta; Orthoptera; Acrididae
Product: transcription factor Sox-11-A-like
Exons: 2
Coding region: 792-2159 (455 amino acids)
Biological process (GO): anatomical structure morphogenesis; cell differentiation; regulation of DNA-templated transcription
Molecular function (GO): DNA-binding transcription factor activity, RNA polymerase II-specific; RNA polymerase II cis-regulatory region sequence-specific DNA binding
Source: RefSeq, a predicted model, not a curated record
AGUUCGGCUGUGGCCGUCGCCGAGUGAGGAUCUCUCCGCAGCGCGCUGAACUUGUACUGAUGUGACUAACGCCAUCUUAGAGUGGAUUUUUUUUAUCGCGCAAGAUUAUUUUAAGAUAUUAGUCGCCUUUAUAAAGCGAAGUACUGCAUUUUUCGUCGGAAUUGCAAGUUUAGAAAUUCUUUUGAUUCAUAUAAAAGACAAUUACGGAGUGUCAGGCUACACUAAAUCCAAAAGAGUUACAAAUUAUUAAAUUCAGUGUUAAUUGGAUGCAUAUAUCUUGCUCCUAUUAAUGGUUAAACUUGGAGAAUCCACAAGCGAAGCGAAUUGUGGAGCUUUAUUCUUACUGCCUCGCGUCGUCGCGGCGCCAGAUAGACUCCACCUCCCGCGCUCCCAUUGGUGGGCGCUCGCUGCCUACGUCACAGGCUGCUUCGAAGCUACAAGCCAGAUAUCAACAAUUGCACGCGGCGGGAGCGCCAGUCACAGUGCAUACUGACUACGGAGAGGUUGGAAGGUGGUAUAGAUGAGUGCGUGUGGCCAGGAGUUUGACGGGCGAACCCCGCUAGCGUGAUUGCUCCAUAGUCCAAGUGUCGCGUGAAGUCGAGAGCUCCGGAGUUGUUGUUGUUGGUUUUUUUUUUUUAAUAAUUUGAGUUUGAAUACUGCCAGCACGUAGGUAACCCAUCAUCGGGGAAAUUAUUCAGACUCCUCGGAACUGGCGAGGAGCAGGCCUCAUUUUCUGGCCUCUAGUGUUUUGUGUUGAGAGGCGCCCACUUCGGCUGCCUGUUGCGAGCACCAUGGUGCCCCAGCAGCAGAGCGAUACCAGUCGCUCCAACAGUCCCACGUCGAGUGGAUUACCUAUGUUCGGGUCCCAGCUUGUCAACAAGGACUCUUCCACACCGUACACAGAUGCCACCCAGACCAAAAAGAACAACCCGAACCACAUCAAGCGACCCAUGAAUGCCUUCAUGGUGUGGUCACAGAUCGAGCGGCGCAAGAUCUGCGAGCAGCAGCCAGACAUGCACAACGCGGAGAUUUCGAAGCGGCUGGGCCGCCGCUGGAAGAUGCUCUCCGAGGAGGAGCGGCAGCCCUUCAUCGACGAGGCAGAACGGCUGCGCCAGCUGCACAUGAAGGAAUACCCCGACUACAAGUACCGGCCGCGCAAGAAGGCCGUGAAGCCGCCUCCCAAGAGCGCGUCGCCCUCCAAGAAGAGCAAGAAGAGCGCUGCCGCAGUGUGCGCCGCGACGUCUGUGGCGGUGACGGGAGCAGCCGCCGCUGCCGCGGGGGUCACGUCGACUGGGACAUCGGUACCCACCCAGAGGAACGAUUCCAACAACAACGGUCUGGAGGGCCUGACGGGAUCGGCUUCCAGGGGCGGAGUGAGGAUCCUGCCUCCGCUGAGCCGCAGCAGCGGCAGUAGCGCACUCAAGGUGAAGCUGGCCAUCGACCGCAAGGCCAAAGAGGUGCGCGCCGCCCGGCAACAACAGCAGCAGCAGCAGCAGCAGCCGCCAUCACCACCACUGCUGCAAUACGCCCCGCAGCCGCCCAACGCUGCCGCCAAAGUGCCGUCCAGUCCCUCCUGCGACACCCCCGACUCGCCAGAGAGCGCGUCGCUGUACGACGAGGCGUCGUCGACGACAUCCGUCGCCGUCCUGGACACGAAGUUCGUGACGCCCGUGGCGGUGGCGCGCCUGCCCUCUCUGGUCCUCGCGGCGCCGUCCCCGGCCGUCGUGCCAGACAUAAAGUCCCUGCUGGCUCCCGUCAAAAUGGAGCCCAUGGAGUACGAGGAGAUAACCAUCAAGGAGGAGCCCAUUGACGUGUCCUGUGACCCGGCCGUGCCCGACGUGGCCGACGUCGCGCCCUCGUCUCACAACCACCACCACUACCACCAGCAGCAACAGCAACAGCAGCAACUGCAGCAGCACGGCGCCGUCGAGAACCCGAGCCUCGCCGAUCUGGACUCGCUCACGGACCUCUUACAGAUCUCGCCCGACUUCAGGGUCGACCUGGACACUUUUAGUAACGUUUUCACCAACGACCUGGAUUCCUUCGACACGACCAGCUCCAGCUCGGGCUCGCACCUCGAGUUCUCGUGCACGCCCGACAUGACGGACAUGCUGUCUGACUUCGGCGUCACCGAGUGGGUCGACAACAGCUACUGCUGAGCUGUCGGCCUUCGCUGCCGCCGUCGUCGCCACUGCCCUCCCGGAGUGUGGGCCACUACUUAGACGAUGCAGAGGCACGCCACCGACGCUCGUCCUCACUUUCACUCGACCUUUCUGUAAUGCGUAAAAUGUAGGCGCGACCGACCAUCCCUGUUGCGCGGGCGCGGGACGUCCUUUUGCCGGCCCGCAUUUGUCAUUUGUUUCCUUCUCCGGUCGAGGUCGAGCCUACAUUUUGUGCGCCAGUUUAUUACGUACCGUACGUGUACGGUAUUCGUGUAACGCGAAGCUCUGCACGUACGUCAGGUUUUAAGCUUUUUUUACCGAUAUUAUUUUCUCUUAGUAGACUGCUUUGUGCAUAUGUUAUGGCACAUCUCUAAUUUUUUAGUUUAGGAACAUUACUUUUAUAUACGAAUUCUAAUAUUGGACGACAGAGUGUAUUCAUUCUUAAUGUACAAAGUGUAAUCUAAUAGAUCAGUUUUUUCUGUUUACGACAUUUGUGCUUGAGCUUACAGUACGCUGAACUCCGUGAGCUUGCUGCGCGAACUCCGUACGUAUGGAUACCCUGGAUGGUGGGAUUUGUUUGUUAUUUCCACUGUUUUAAUGGAAGAACUAAACUAGCCCAUUUGUUGUAAAUUUAAUGUCUUUAUGCACUAUGACUGUAAACGGUAACACAUUGCUCAAGGGUAAAGCUUCGUAUGUCGCAUUCGAGUGCCGAGAGUUCCUCGUAGCCGCCGUGUUGGCGUCUGUCUGUAAUGUACGUACAUCCACAAAAGCUUAAACCUUGAUGUAUGUGUUCGGCUGCACCCUUCGGUGUACGUUUCACUUAGUCCACAUUGAUCUCUAUGAAAGCGUGUAUCAUGUCGAUCGAGUCUAGUUCCGGUACUGGCUGCUGUCUUUACUCCUUGUUAGUGCCUGCAGACCUGCUCCACAGGCAAUAUUAAGGCCAAACUCAAAUACACGUGCUCUGAGGAAAACUACUAUCUGGCUGUGAUAACCUGUCUCGGGUGACCAAUCUGUUUUCUUCUUGUUGUUCAGACUGGUGAAAAUUGAAAGAGGUUAAGCAGAUGCUAAUAAGAAAAGGCGAUUUGUGGAAAUUCGUCCUCAUGUAUGAUAAGAAUAAGGCCUAACUGGAAGUGCACCGUACGGAUGAACACCUUCAGUGUUCACAGGAACUACACUCACAUAUCAUGAUACGUCAUUAUAAGUCAUUAUCGUUAAUAAGUUCAUCAGUCUAGCAUCGUUAUCAUACAUGGACUGUUUGUGUUCAUGUUGCAUUUGAAAUUGGCAGAACAGUAAAUGAAAAUAUUGGUACUUAACUAGGUAAAAAGAGGGUGUACAAAAUUGAGAAAGCACAGUCAGGGGUUUUUCUUGUAUGAAUGUGUGUAUUCAAUAUUGGAAGAUUGCAUAGUAUAUAAGAGCUUUGUGGUGGAUAGUUCCUGAUACACUAGCCACCUUGACUCUAUAUAUAUAUAUAUAUAUAUAUAUUUGAUUUACUGUUUAAGUUAACAUGGUUUUGAUAUUUUCUUCUUUCAAAUAACAACCUAUAAUUAGAGAAGAAUGUAUGUAGUACGGUUAUGUAUCUGAAUAAUAAAUAGGUGGGACUUUCGGUUAUCUGUGUACUUGAUUUUUUGAAGUUGUAAAAAUGUUCCUGUGUUUUCAAAUAUGAUUUUUGUAACUCCCCAUCAUAGGUAUACAUAUGUGGGAAAUCUCUUAUAUGCUUAUGUAUCAUGUUUUUAACAUAUAACUAUAGUCACUUGUAUGAUAGACAGCUAGGCAGAUAUAAAAGCACAAAGUUUAAUUGAUGGAACUUUCUCAUCUUUGUGUGGAACAAGUAUUUUAAUAAUGAUGACACACGAUAUGUGGUGUAUAUACCUGUUGACCUGUUAUCUUAAUAUGUGUGCUAUUUCUUUUUAAAUGGAACAUCUUUCCAAUUCUCUAGUUGUAUAUGAAAAAAUUCUUGAUGGAGUAUAUAGCCUGCAUAUUACCGCGUGUUCCUCUCAACACAUUUUUACAUGUGUGCAUAUAGAAAACAAGUCCAGUGAACUGGCUUGUCAGUAGAAAAGUGAAAGCUUCAUUGUCAUGUUGAGUUUGCCAAAUGAAGAGAGGAGAAAAUUGUUUCUUAACAUGAGCUGAGUUACUUGUGAUAGCAGAGCGAUUAGGCAUUGACCUGCAAAUGUUGUCACAAUUGUUUAAGGGAAAGAGAAGAAAAUGCGUUAUUAGUAAUAUGAGAUGACGUUUCUGUGUUUGAGUUCGCAGCCUUUGUAAAGUGGGUCAUACCCAGUAUUUUGCUCACCUUUUGUACAUUAUAAUCCUAUGUUUUUAUAUUAUUGUUAUGUGAUUUAUAAAUAUAUAUAUAUAUAAACCAUUUAUGUUUUUGGUGAGGUCAUCUACUAAAGGCAGAAGUUGCGGAUAUGCACAAAAGUACCGUUAAGUUAUUUUACUGCUGACCUGAUGUAUGCCAGUCUUGCACUGUUGCUUUUCCAUUGACUCUUUUUCUGUUAAGGCUUUCGAGCUGUAAAACUUAGGUUCUUGAACCUCAAUUCGUAAUUCUAAGUCAGUUAUAUAUGUUCUGUAUACAAUUUAAGACAGCUUUUGUCAUUUUUUGUACAAUUAAAAUAUUUAUUACAAGUUUGUUUGUUUAUUUUGAUUUAUAUGAUUUGAGUGCUUUGUUAAAUGAUCCUUCUGUGCUUUUUGUUAUGUGAAUAUUUUGUACAACCUCACUGAAAUAUAUUAUGCAUAGAAAGAUAAUUUAUGAAAAGAAAAUUAGCAAUAUUUUUGCAUAUAUAUAAUAAAAUAGUGUAAAAAGUUUACCUUAAAGCAUUUUUGUAAAACAGCCCAUGUAUCAUACUUCAUAUAUACAUAUUAGUUGAAAUAACAUGUACAUUUUGUAUGGUAGAUUGUUUAUAAAAAUAUAUGGUACACACACCA